Molecule: messenger RNA, 1478 nt
Organism: Protopterus annectens (West African lungfish)
Lineage: Eukaryota; Metazoa; Chordata; Ceratodontiformes; Protopteridae
Gene: DUSP3
Product: dual specificity phosphatase 3
Exons: 3
Coding region: 410-970 (186 amino acids)
Biological process (GO): negative regulation of MAPK cascade; protein dephosphorylation
Cellular component (GO): cytoplasm
Molecular function (GO): protein tyrosine/serine/threonine phosphatase activity; MAP kinase phosphatase activity
Source: RefSeq, a predicted model, not a curated record
CUAAGCCGCGCGACCUUCCCUUGGCAGUUCCUUCCUGGUUACCACCCACCACGAGCCGGAGCAGCAAUAACAGCCAGUAACGGCGUCCACGGGGUGGUGCUGCACCUCGAUCGGUUUUCCUGGGCGUCAGGGGCACUGGAGCGGUUGCGUGCCUUUCUAUUGAGGACAUGAGAGAGAGGAAGAGGAGGAGAGGGGUAAAAGACGAAGAACAGAGACGGACGAGUCCUGCCUGCCUCCCUUCACCGGUCCCCGGCAGGGAUCACGCACAUAUUGACCCCCAUAAAUAGUCUGCAGCACUUCAGUUUAACUGACAGAUCGCAUCUGUGCUCCCAACUUGGACUGAUACAACAGUGAUCCAGUGACAGUCACGACAAAAGUCAAGCUGGCAGAGGAGACCGCAGCUGCCACCAUGUCAGAGCACGAGUAUGCGAUCUCGGUGCAAGAACUCAACGAGCUGUUAGCAAAUGACAGUGGGUUUUAUAGCCUCCCCAGUCAACAUUGCAACGAGGUUUUCCCCAGGAUCUACGUGGGAAAUGCGUUUGUUGCACAAAAUAUUAUGAGGUUACAACGUCUUGGCAUAACCCAUGUCCUGAAUGCUGCAGAAGGAAACUCCUUCAUGCAUGUGAACACCAGCAAAGAGUUCUAUACUGGUACCGGUAUUACAUACCAUGGAAUCAAAGCCAAUGACACAGAGAGGUUCAACCUGAGUGCCUAUUUCGAGGAAGCUGCAGAGUUCAUUAGCAAAGCUCUUUCUCAGAAGGAUGGUCGUGUCUUUGUACACUGUCGUGAGGGUUACAGUCGGUCACCUACCCUUGUGAUUGCAUACCUUAUGUUGCGUCAUAAGAUGGAUGUGAAAAUGGCUGUGUCUGCUGUCCGGCAAAAGCGGGAGAUUGGCCCUAAUGAUGGUUUCUUGCGACAGCUCUGCCAGCUGAAUGAAAAACUGGUGAAAGAGGGAAAGUUAAAACCUUGAAGGAGAGAAGAUUGUACUUUGUAUCAGCUGAUGGUACAGUCCCAAGAGUGAGCUUAAAAUAGAGACUGUCACGUUACUACUGCCUAAACAAACUAAUGAGUCAUGGACCUUAAAAUAUCCUGCCAGAAUAUAUCUUUUCUUAAAGAUGCACUUUCCUUUCUCUUUGGCACAUUGUGAACUUGUAAAACUGUGUACCUUUUUUAUGUGAAUCAGACAGGAGUACCUGCUCUAGUGGAAACAUGCAUAUGACUGUAAACCUGUAUAAAAAUAUAUUUAAAAAGUAUAAAAUAUGAUGUUCUUGCCAAGCCUCAUGUAAAGAGCAGAUUUUAUUUUGAAAUGCAGCAGUGCCAAGACUGUAGUAAUAGUAAACAUCUGAAACUUUUGGUGAAACUAGACAGCAGGUGUUUUAUUUAACAGAACAAAAAUAGUGUGAUUACUAGAAAUUGUUAGUAAAAAUGAACACGUGGGCGAUUUCCAACUUCUUAAUAAAGAGCCCUGGUGCCAUUUA